Caenorhabditis briggsae is the source of this 3978-nucleotide messenger RNA. It is a transcript of the gene Cbr-dnc-1, whose product is annotated as Protein CBR-DNC-1. The transcript is spliced from 13 exons. The record is from RefSeq and is a predicted model, not a curated record. NCBI's taxonomy places the organism in Eukaryota, Metazoa, Nematoda, Chromadorea, Rhabditida, Rhabditidae. The coding region runs from base 1 to 3978 and encodes 1325 amino acids. Gene Ontology annotation, biological process: establishment of mitotic spindle orientation; nuclear migration. Gene Ontology annotation, cellular component: microtubule associated complex; axon; kinetochore.
AUGUCGUUCGAAAUAGGAACCCGGGUCAAAACUAGCUCGGGAAACGGGAAGGUAGUCUUCGCUGGCCAGACGCAGUUUGCCGAAGGUGAAUGGAUCGGAGUCAUUUUGGAUACCCCAACUGGAAAGAAUAACGGAACAGUUAAAGAUGUUGCAUAUUUCCAAUGCGAACCUAAUUACGGAGUUUUUGUCAAAGCAAGUGCUGUUGAACUUGAAGAUACAGUAAAAAGAUCCGGAUUGAAAGCUCCAACAGCUUCGGCGAUUCGCAAAGACUCGAGUGUAAUGAGUCGAUCUGCAGGAUCAAAAGCAUCUCCAGGGUCGAGUCCUGGAAUUUCACCAGCUGCAUCGUCGGAGAAGUUAUCCGGGCGGCAGACCGGAAUGGGUCCACGUUCAGUGUCAAAGCUAGUAGAUCCCAACGAGUCAAGAAUGGUCCGUGAAUUCUCCAACUUAUCACAAUCUUCCGUUGCUUCGAGUCGUGCUAGCGCAUCUACAUCUAAACCUAGGCCUCAAUUCACCGCACCAGAUGCAGCUUCAAGACGACAAAGUUUGGCGCCUCCAAAGAAAGUUUCAACAACAGUGCCUCCUGCGAAAAAUAAUUCCAUUGCAAAGCCGCGACAGUCAAUGGCACCGAGUAAACCAACAGAGGAGACGAAACCUGCUGAAUCUGAAACAGAGGUUCCAAAUGAAUUGCCACCUCCAACAAUGACAGAAUCUGGAACAGUACUCCCCAACGAAAGUGUUCUUUCACGAGCUAAAAAGAUAGAUGAUACGGGACCAGCUGCUCCAAUGUCACCUAUCUCCACAACUUCUGCUGCUGCUCAUCCACGAACAACUUCAAUUUCUUCAAACAUCGACCAUUCCACCGAACUAGAAUACCUUCGAAUUCAGGUUAAAGAACUCACCGAUAAACUAGAGACAACAAGAGCAAAACGAAAAGACGAUCAUGCAAAGCUUCUCGAGUUCGAGCGAAUUUCUAUUGAGCACAGAACUCUUCAAGAUGUGAAAAGUCGAUUGAAUGACAAAGUGGUUGAGCUAGAAAGACAACUUCUCGAAGAGAGAAGAUCCGCUGAAGAGCUGAGAGCUUGGCACGAAGAUAACAAGAAUUCAAUUGAGGAGAGCAAAGAAUUGAUGGAAAUGGCCACUAUUGAAAAGGAGCUGGCCGAGGAAAAAGCUGAUGUUGCUGAAAUUAAAAUCAACGAACUCACGGAAGAAUUGGAAAAGAUGAGAGUUAAGCUGGGACUUUUAGAAGACGAAAUGGCAAACGGUGGAGGUGGUGCUCAAGUUGGAAACACAGUUCAAAUGAGACAGAUUGAAAUGCAGAAUGAUAAGCUGAAAGACGCUCUUAUCAAGAUGCGUGAUUUGAGUGCUCAAGCUAAACUUGAUCAACAAAAGGCAGUGGAAGAAGCUGAAAGAUUGAAGAAUGAGAAUUCUGAACUCAUUCGAGUCGCAGAGAACCUCAAGAGACAAGCUGAAAUUGCUGAAUCCAAGAUAGCCGGAUUCCAAGAGCAGAUUGAUGCUGCCAUGGGUGCUGAAGCAAUGGUUACUCAGCUAACGGAUAAAAACUUCAACAUGGAAGAACGUAUUGCGCAGCUUGAGGAGACGAUAGAAGACAUGGAAGAAGCUAAAGACUUGGAUGAGCAACUUGCUGAAGUACAAAAACAACAAGAGAAAGAUCUCAUGAAGGAAAUCGAGCAACUGAAAAUUCAUAUACAUGAACUGAACGGACGCAUACGAGAUGAACAAAAGCAUGCUGCCGAGUUGUCCCAAACUAUUUUGAAGUUCCGAGAAAGAAUGGCAAAUUUGAAUUCUCAAAUUCAAGAUCAGAAGGAUCAAAUUUUGAGUCUUGAAGAGCAAGUUCAUGGUCAAACGACGGAAGAUAACGAUCGGGCAACAAUGUUCAACCAACUUCAAAUUUCGGCGAACCGCAAUUUCUCGGAAAUCGUCGAGCGACAGAUCAAUGCAAUCGAGGUUGAAUAUGCCCGUCGCCAGGCUGGAUACUUGAAGGCGUUCCUUCCUGAUAAUUUUGCUCGUGUUGGAGGAGAAAAUGACUCGAUUCUUUUAGUUGUCUUGCUUCCACGCCUCUCUGCAAAGGCAACGUUAUUCGCUACUUUAGCUGCUCAAUGUUAUCCACAAGUUCCGGGAGGAAUGCGUCGUGAGCAUGUAACAAAGUCUCACAAGGGAGAACAAUGGGCUCACGUGGCACGUGUCUCGUAUCUUGCAAACUCCAUAGUCGCUGCUGUCGGAAAAUUAGAAAGUGCCGUUGGAGAAACUACUGUAGAAGCGCUGAUAAAAUUGACAGAAAGCUACGGUGAGAUGGCAACUCACGAAAGAGCAAUUGAUCAAUACUUGGAGCUUCUCAAAACUUCUCGUUUCGACGAGAAUACUUCUCUUGACGGAUUCAUCCGUCCUCUCGCCUACUUCCAGAUGAUUUUUUCGUUACAAUUUGGUGGUGAUGGGUUCAACGCUUCACAAUGGAUUUCAUCAGUUUGUUCGUCUCUCACAGCAGGUCUCGCGUAUUGUCGGGUGAAUACCCAAAGAAUUUCCUACUUCUUACAGGAAUCGGUUAAUGCUGGAGAAGUGUUCAAUCUCCUUCAAUCUCUAAACGACGAGUUUGCUGCUUGCGAGUCUGUAAUUCUGAAAGCAGCUCGACUUCUCCCGAAUGGAAGUGACCCACGAAAAAUUAUCAAGUUGGAAAGUGAUUUUACCGAUGAGCUUCUCAACGCUGUUGCCCAGCUUGAUAAAAUGGCGUCCACACUUCAAGAAGUUUGUACAAACGGAGCACACAAUUUUGGUGGAAUUUCGGAGACAGAAGGAUUUGACGAUAAGAGAGUCAAAGAGAUGAUCCAUUCAGUUGUUGCCAAGAGCAGUGGAUACAUUGCAAUCGAGAAUACUUUCGAUCCUAUUCGCACAACGAUGAGGUCUCUUCGCGAUAGUCUCGAGAAAGUGAAUUCCACUUUGGAAUCUGCUAAAAUGGAGCAUGUUGCUCCGGAGAAGAAGACAUUCCCACCUCUUCUCGACAGAGCACACCAUCGGAAGCAAGCAGCUCAAGAAGCAGAAGGACUUCGUUGGCAAAUGGAAAAGAAAGAUAAUGAGAUGUUGGAAUUGCGUAAGCAAAUCAAGGCACGAAUCGAAGAUGUAUCAAACUUCAAGUUACGAUUGGAUAUGGCAGAGUCUCGUUUGAAUUCUACUGAUAAGGCAGAGGGAGACAAGGUGAAGCAUUUGGAAGAAAAGAUAAACCAGAUGGUGGCUGAUCACAGAAGAAAACAAAUAAUUUUUAAAUUUAGUGAGUUCGAUGAAUCGAUGGAUGCACUACAACGAGAGAUGAAAGAAGUCGAAGGGGAGAACUUGGAACUGAAACAACGUGCUAACAAGAUCAGCAAGGAAGCUCUUUGGAAAAACAUUCAUGCCAUGGAGACGCGAUCCGCAGGUGCUCCUACUGCCCCAAGUUCGUCGUCAGUAGUAGAGGAAGGCAGUGCGAGUAGAGGAGAAGUUGUGUUCCUUGAAAAUCAGUUGAACAAGCAGACGGAUGCCAGAAAGCGAGCAGAGCUCGAGAUCAGAAAACUCAAAGGAGAACUAGCCCAAUCUGGAUCGAAACGAUUCUCAACUGUUCCAGGAUUGAUCUCGGGACCAGUUACUUUGGAAUCUCAAACUAGACAAGAUUUAUUACUAAAACUCUUGGACAAUCUUCAUGAUGAAUCCCUCCGUUUGCGACGCGAAGAAGUCAGUCAUCAGACUUAUGUACCUUCGAAUCCAAAAAUUUCAACUGAGAGAAUGUUGGAGGAGAUGGAGAAAUUUAAUGCUAAACGCGAGCAGUUUUAUGAUAAGCUCAACUCGGUUAAUCGCCGUCUUCGUCGUGUAUGGUUCGAUGCAUGGGGAGAGGAGUAUCCAUUUGAUAUUGCCACUUCUAUUCGAUCAGCUCCACCGGUUCCAGAAUCCAAAAAGUUCGACGAAGUCAGUGCGAAAUGGGGAAUAGUUUGGUAG